Molecule: messenger RNA, 1380 nt
Organism: Dictyostelium discoideum AX4
Lineage: Eukaryota; Evosea; Eumycetozoa; Dictyosteliales; Dictyosteliaceae
Product: delta 5 fatty acid desaturase
Exons: 2
Coding region: 1-1380 (459 amino acids)
Biological process (GO): lipid metabolic process
Cellular component (GO): membrane
Molecular function (GO): oxidoreductase activity, acting on paired donors, with oxidation of a pair of donors resulting in the reduction of molecular oxygen to two molecules of water; heme binding; oxidoreductase activity
Source: RefSeq, a predicted model, not a curated record
AUGGAAAACGAGAAAAAAUUAUUUAAAAAAUUAUAUUCAUGGAAAGAAAUUUCAAAACAUAAUACAAUUGAAAAUGGAAUUUGGAUUUCAAUUGAUGGUUUAGUUUAUGAUAUUACAAAAUUUAUAAAACAUCAUCCAGGAGGUGAACAAGUUUUAAUAUUAGCAGCAGGUAGAGAUGUUACAAAUUUAUUUGAAAGUUAUCACCCAAUGACAGAUUUACCAAGUAAAAUGUUAAAACAAUAUGAAAUUGGACAAGUUUCAACAAUGGAAUUCCCAAAAUAUGUUGAAAAAAGUAAAUUCUAUUCAACAUUAAAAGAAAGAGUUAGAGAGCAUUUUAAAAAGUCAAAUAAAGAUCCAAAAUUUGCAUUUGGUAUAAUAGCAAGAUUAAUAUUUGUUUAUUGGUUUUUAAUUACAAGUUAUUAUGUUAGCCAUUAUGCAUUCAUUGAAAAUUUCUAUUUAAAUUGUUUACUUGCAAUUGUGUAUUCAUUAUCCAAUAGUCUAUUCUCAUUACAUAUGAUGCAUGAUGCGUGCCAUUCAGCGAUCUCUCAUAAUCCAAAAGUAUGGAAAUGGCUAGGCGCCACUUACGAUCUAUUCAUUGGUGCCUCGUUCUUUUAUUGGUGUAAUCAGCAUGUGAUUGGUCAUCAUGUGUAUACAAAUAUUAGAAAUGCAGAUCCGGAUAUUGGCGAUAGUGAAGUUGAUUUUAGAAUUGUAACACCAUACCAAAAUAAAUAUUGGAUUUAUAAAUAUCAGCAUAUAUACGCCCCAUUUUUGUAUGGUCUAUAUUCGAUUAAAUAUAGAUUAUGUGAUUAUAGUGUUUUCACAGAGGGUUCAAUUGGAAGGGUUAGAACUGCAAAUGCUUCAAAUUUUGAAAUCAUCUCUUUUAUCAUUGGUAAAUUGGUUUUCAUUGUUUUUAGAUUCAUCAUACCAUUACAAUAUCAUAGUUUAGUAAACUUGUUAACUUAUUUCUUUAUCGCUGAAUUCUUUUUUGGUCUUUAUUUAUCCUUUGGUUUCCAAGUUAGUCAUUCUGCUGAUAAUUUAAAAAUUGUUGCAACAAGUGUAAAUGAAAAUGAUGAACCAACAAAUGUUGAUGAAGAUUGGGCAAUUCAUCAAAUUAAAACUACUCAAGAUUAUGGUAUUAAUUCAUAUAUGUGUUUAUUUUUUUCGGGUGGUGUAAAUUUACAAGUUGUUCAUCACUUGUUUCCAUCAAUUUCACAAGAAUACUAUGGUGAAUUAGUACCAAUUAUUAAAAAGGUUUGUGAUGAGUAUGAUGUACAUUAUAAUAUUCAACCAACAUUUUAUGCUGCUUUUAAAUCUCAUAUUGAUUUUCUUUACAAUAUGGGUAAUAAUGAAAAUUAUGUAAGAAAAUCUGUAACCGACUAG